Messenger RNA from Ananas comosus (pineapple), 1820 nucleotides. RefSeq names its product PTI1-like tyrosine-protein kinase 3. The coding region runs from base 389 to 1507 and encodes 372 amino acids. Gene Ontology annotation, biological process: protein phosphorylation. NCBI's taxonomy places the organism in Eukaryota, Viridiplantae, Streptophyta, Magnoliopsida, Poales, Bromeliaceae. The record is from RefSeq and is a predicted model, not a curated record. The transcript is spliced from 9 exons. Gene Ontology annotation, molecular function: protein tyrosine kinase activity; ATP binding.
UCUCUCUCUCUCCGCGUUCCUUUUUCUAAAAAGGUUAAUAAUAAGAGCAAAUGAUGAACGCGAGAGAGAGAGAGAGAGAGAGAGAGAGAGAUUGGGGGAGAGGGAAAGGGGACGAAACCGUAGAGGGGAAGGGAAAGGAGCACGCGCCUUUGUGCGAAGAAGCUCCGCUGCUCCCAAUGAUUUGUAGGUUUUGCCACCAUUGACCUCCUCUCCUUCUCCUCCUCCUCCUCCUCCUCCUCCUCCUCUUUCUCCUUUUGAUCCCCGCCCCGAAGACCCUAACCCUAACCCUAACCCCAACCUUUUGGAGCACGAACCUGCUUCCUCCUCGCCCGCGCCUGGAUUCGAGGUAUAUGCACCACAAACUUGAGGCAUAAAGAAGAAGAGUACAAUGCGCCGCUGGCUUUGCUGUAAUUGUCAAGUAGAUGAAUCUUAUGAUGAACAUGAGAAUGCGCAUCUCAAAAGCACGACUAAUCAUAUAGAUGGACUCCAAAGGGGUUCAAAGCUUUCUGCUGCUGCCAAACCUGAACCCCCGAAAGCACCUCCCCCAAUCGAAGUUCCUGCACUAUCAUUGGAAGAAUUGAAAGAAAAAACUGACAACUUUGGAUCAAAGGCUUUGGUUGGUGAAGGUUCAUAUGGAAGAGUCUAUUUUGCAACUUUAAACAAUGGGAAACAAGUAGCAAUAAAAAAACUUGAUGUUUCAUCUGAGCCCGAGUCGAACACUGAAUUUCUAACCCAGGUCUCAAUGGUAUCAAGACUGAAGCAUGAAAAUGUCGUUGAAAUGUUGAGUUAUUGUGUGGAAGGAAACCUUCGUAUACUGGCCUAUGAAUUCGCAACAAUGGGUUCCCUCCAUGAUGUUUUGCACGGAAGAAAAGGAGUCCAAGGUGCGCAACCUGGCCCGGUGCUUGACUGGAUGCAACGGGUUCGAAUUGCAAUUGACGCAGCCAAAGGACUGGAAUAUCUUCAUGAGAAAGUUCAGCCUUCUAUAAUACAUAGGGACAUUAGAUCGAGCAACGUUCUCUUAUUUGAGGACUUCAAAGCAAAAAUCGCGGACUUCAAUCUUUCGAAUCAGGCUCCUGAUAUGGCUGCUCGUCUUCAUUCUACUCGUGUCUUGGGAACCUUUGGCUACCAUGCACCAGAGUAUGCUAUGACUGGCCAGCUGACUCAGAAAAGUGAUGUGUAUAGCUUUGGAGUUGUUCUUUUGGAGCUUCUGACUGGAAGGAAACCAGUGGAUCACACAAUGCCUAGAGGCCAGCAGAGUCUCGUCACAUGGGCGACUCCGAGGUUGAGUGAGGACAAGGUCAAGCAAUGUGUAGACCCUAGGUUGAAGGGUGAAUAUCCACCAAAAGGAGUUGCUAAGCUUGCUGCAGUGGCAGCUCUCUGUGUUCAAUACGAAGCCGAGUUCCGGCCCAAUAUGAGCAUCGUGGUCAAGGCAUUAUCUCCACUCCUCGUAAAUAGGCAUGCGGCACCACCUCCUGCUGCUGCACCUGCCGCAACUCCGGAUAGUUAAAUUCUGGGGUUUAAGAACAAAAAAGAACAAGCGGCAUAUCUUGUUGGCAUGUCUUUGUAGGUCACAACAUCUUGUUUUAUUGCGUGUGGGUUUCCUUCUUACGGCAAAGAGCUUUUAUGUUCAGUUGCCAAUUAUUGUUGUGUGAGCAGGCAGAGACUGCUGUGUUUUCUCUUCUCUCUCGGAAGUCGUGCAAUGGUAAGUUGAGUAAGGAGAGUUCUUAUAUCAUAAACAGCUCAAAUGUUCUGUACCUCAAAUAAACACAUCUAUUCGGCUUAAACAACUUGUUAUUAUUAUUUGUUUCUUUUUGUGCUUA